AUGACUUACGAUCAUAUCAAUACUAAUGCUGGUCCUCAUGUUCUCAUCGUAGGUGCCGGAAUAACAGGCCUGUUGAUCGCACAAGGUCUGAAGAGGGCUGGUGUUGAAUACACAAUAUUUGAUGCGGAAACUCCAGGAAUAAGUCGGCCGAGAGAAUGGACCUUGGCAAUCCACUGGUCAAUACCAAUUCUAGAGCAACUCCUUCCUACGGAUCUUGCCAACCGUUUGUUUGAAACACAAUGUGAUCCUGGGCUCAGAACAGGUCUCGAUCAUACCAUUGAAUUCCGAAAUAGCGAGACUGGAGAUGUGCUCAAAACCAUAUCCACCCCGAACAUGAAGCGUGUGUCGAGAAAAAAGCUCAGGGCUUUGUGUGCAGAGGGCAUUGAAGUACAAUGGAGAAAGACUCUUCGUGAGGUUGUUUACCGAUCAGAUGGGCCAGGAGUUAGCGCGCACUUUUCCGAUGGAUCAACUUAUCAUGGCGACGUGCUCGUGGGUGCCGAUGGUCCGAAAUCGAAAGUGCGGGAGAUCUUACUCGGGCUCGAAAAGGCGAGGAGUACUCCCUUGGAAAUCGUCUACAACAUGUCUAUUGUUAAGUAUGGAGAGGCGGAAAAAUCGUUGCAUGUGAGGUCAGGACACCCACAAAAUCUUUUCGGAUACUGUCCAAAAGGCAUCUUCAGUUUCGUAGCUAUCCAAGACAUGCCCGACCCAGACAAACCCGAGACUUGGGCCUUUCAAGUAGGCUCUUCUUGGUUGGGACAACGAGAUGCUAGCUUGAGCAAUGAAGAGCGAAUGGCAAGGGUCAAAAGCGCUGCCAGCCAGCUAUCAGAACCUUUUCGAUCCGCUAAUCUGUGGAUGCCGGAUGAUACGACCAUCAACAUUGACCCAAUAGCGUACUGGGUUCCAGUACCAUUUGAAAAUCACCAAGGGAGAAUCACUCUUUGUGGGGAUGCAGCCCAUCCACUUCCACCCCAUCGUGGGCAAGGGCUUAAUCAUUGUAUACUUGAUGCUUCGAAUUUCGUCGCCGCUGUAGUAAAGAUAAACGACGAGCGGAGCAAGAAAGAAGAAUCGAUUGCAGAAUACACUGAAGAGUUGAUCAAGAGAGGCGCAGAAGAAGUCAAUCUUUCCUUCAAGACUGCCUUGACGGUGCAUGACUGGGCAGUGUUCAUGGAGUCUCCGUUGAUGAAGCAUGGAGUAACGAAGAUGAGUUGAGAGGCAAUCUUUAUUGUCCAAGGGAGAUAAGGCAUACCGGGGGAAACAGGAUUCGGCCCAACAAUGG
This is a messenger RNA of Hyaloscypha bicolor E, 1276 nucleotides long. RefSeq names its product FAD/NAD(P)-binding domain-containing protein. Gene Ontology annotation, molecular function: FAD binding. Lineage: Eukaryota; Fungi; Ascomycota; Leotiomycetes; Helotiales; Hyaloscyphaceae. The transcript has 4 exons. Bases 1 to 1209 code for a protein of 402 amino acids. The record is from RefSeq and is a predicted model, not a curated record.